UUCGGAUAAAACAUGUCGAAGAUUCAUGAAGCUUUGGCGCCCAUUUCCUGGUUGGAAGGCCGUUGGUCCACAACUGAUGGCAGAGGAUAUUAUCCGAACAUACCAGACUUUACAUAUCAUGAAGACUUGGAGUUUCUCUGCAUUGGACAGCCCAUGUACAAUUUCCUAUCGACGUCAAGGCACCCUGAAAAGCAGACGCCGAUGCAUCAGGAACGAGGCUUCCUUCGAAUCAAGCCUGGGACAAAUGAGCUGUCUUUCGUCGUGAGCCACAACUUUGGCCUGACUUCACUCGAAGAGGGACUGUGUGAGACAGAGACACAUCAAGUAAUUUUAGAAACAGUUAAUUUAUCUAGAAUUUCAUUUGCUAAACCACCCUUUGUGAAAAAAAUUAAGAGGGUUUUCAAACUACUGAGUGAUGAUCAGUUGGAAGCAACAUUGUAUAUGGAAACUGAUACUACACCAAUGAGUGAACAUUUGAAAGCAGUUUACAAAAAAAUUCAAUAGAUUUUAUUUUAGUAUACACAUACAACUAUAGCAUUGUCUGCCAUUGGGAGCUGCCAAUUCAGAUUCCUUCCACAUUCUAUUAAAACCUUAGAUAAAGGGGUCUACUGUAUGAUAUUGUUUAUAGGGAGGGGGUCUUUUGAGGCUCAUUCAUUACUGACAGCAAAACAGUUCAUUAGUGCCCUUGAUGUAGACAUCACAGCUAAGGCAUCAGAUAUUUUGAAAUCUAUUUAUUCAAUAUGAUGAUGAGGAAUGGAAAACGCCAUUGACUUAUUAAAAAAAAUUUUUUAAAUGUUAUGGAUAGCUUUACAUUAAAGAAACUGAUUUUUAUGUAAAAAUUCAACCUGUGUUCCAAGGUUGAAUUUUUAGUGUCUGUUAAUUGUUGAACAAUGUCUUAUUUAUUCAGAAUAAAAUAAUUAGUGGGGAAUAUUAUCAAAUGUAGUCAUGUAUUGGAGAAACAAUUUAAGUCCACUAAUAUGAUUCAGGUAUAUUAUAAGCAGUGAAAAAAUAUUGGAAUAGAUAGGAAUAUUGCAUGGCACAUGUGAGUGAACAAGACAAUGUUAACAGCUAUUCAUGUUUUCACAACAUCACACAAGCGCACACACACACACCAUCAAAAUGAUUUUCAUGAAAUGUUUAGAUGUAAAAUUUUCAAGGGUUUUUCAGAAAUAUUUUCCAUAUAUUGUGUUUCUCACGUUGAACACAUUUCAUAUUAAAAAAAAAAACUAUUGGUCGCUAGUAGUAUCCAUGACUUUAUCCAUUUAAACUCCAGUAAUCGUUUAUAACUUCAUUGUACAAUAAUUGAGAGCCACUUCUUCUUUAAAACUCGUUCAGAGACGCCGAUAUUUCUUGCGAUGAUUCUUGAAAUUUCCUGGUGUUUAAUUGUUCUUGUUUUUUAAUCGGAGUUUCGUUGGAAUAACGAUCGUUAGCCCGGGUUGCCGUCGUGCUACCACAUAAGCGGUUUCUGAGGACAGAGGAGUCUGCUGUCGCAUGGUUGCCGAGACAUUUAACGCAAAGUGGGCGCGCGUGGCAAUUACGCGACGAGUGCCCGUAAAGUUGGCAUCGGUAGCACUGUGCGGGAGUGCCACUUUUAUAAGGGGGCUUCGACCGUUACCCCAGAUAGGCCGCAAACGGUGCGGAGACUUGAGGCAAUCCGUUGGCUUUCCGCGGUGUAUGGAAUGGAAUGGUAUACACCAUAUUGUAUGGAAACUUGUCGCGACCGCUGUGCACCCGAUGCACACUUAUUAUCGGGUAUGCUUGCCUGAUGAGAUCCUCCUUGACUAGCUCGGCAUCGAGCUCCUUGGGUACUCCGCGUAUUACUACGCGGAGUUCGCGUUCCUCCUGGAGCGCAUGUGUGAUAGCUUAGGCGCUCCUUUCGGAGGUGGGCUGUCCGCGCCCUUUGGUCGUCCUGUGUGGCCACCUUAAUUUGUGUUCCGUGCGCGAUGCUACGCGCAUGGACGAAGUUCACGUUUUGUGCCUUGUAAGGCACUGGAUACGCGAUCCCACGAGGUCCUAUCUUGUAGGAUGACCGGCGGCAGCGCGGCAAUUUUGCGGACGGGCGUGGUGAUGGGGUUGCGCGGCGGGGGUAGUCGGGCGUGACUACGAUCUUACUCCGCCCAAACAAUUAAAUUUAAU
Molecule: messenger RNA, 2136 nt
Organism: Bombyx mandarina (wild silkworm)
Lineage: Eukaryota; Metazoa; Arthropoda; Insecta; Lepidoptera; Bombycidae
Source: RefSeq, a predicted model, not a curated record